AUGGGCUCUGUGUCCAACCAGCAGUUCGCAGGUGGCUGUGCAAAGGCAGCAGAGGAGGCGGCUACCGGGGACGCGGCCCGGGCUGGAGAGGAGCAGCAGCCGCUCCACGGCGCCGGCAUCUGUAAGUGGUUUAAUGUGCGCAUGGGCUUCGGUUUCCUGUCCAUGACCGCCCGCGCGGGCGUAGCGCUCGACCCGCCUGUGGACGUCUUUGUGCACCAGAGUAAGCUACACAUGGAAGGUUUCCGAAGCCUGAAGGAAGGGGAGGCCGUGGAGUUCACCUUUAAGAAGUCGGCAAAGGGCCUCGAGUCAAUCCGGGUGACUGGGCCUGGUGGGGUGUUCUGCCUUGGGAGCGAGAGACGGCCCAAGGGGAAAACACUCCAAAAACGAAGAAGCAAAGGAGACAGGUGCUACAACUGUGGAGGGCUGGAUCAUCACGCCAAGGAGUGCAAGCUGCCACCCCAGCCCAAGAAAUGCCAUUUCUGCCAGAGCAUCAGUCACAUGGUGGCCUCAUGCCCUCUGAAGGCUCAGCAGUCUCCCAGUUCACAGGGGAAACCAGCUUACUUCCGGGAGGAAGAAGAGAUCCACAGUCCAGCCCUUCUCCCCGAGGCCCAAGAUUGA
Trichosurus vulpecula (common brushtail) is the source of this 618-nucleotide messenger RNA. It is a transcript of the gene LIN28A, whose product is annotated as lin-28 homolog A. Lineage: Eukaryota; Metazoa; Chordata; Mammalia; Diprotodontia; Phalangeridae. The transcript is spliced from 4 exons. Gene Ontology annotation, molecular function: nucleic acid binding; zinc ion binding. The record is from RefSeq and is a predicted model, not a curated record. The coding region runs from base 1 to 618 and encodes 205 amino acids.